UUCAAAAGUUCGACGAACACCAUCGAGCCUGUCCCCGUUUCUUUUCGCACUCAGUUCCCGUCGGUGAAGUGCAGUUUCCUUAUCGGCCAUUCCGCUACCACAAACAGCGCCUUCCAGUCUCGGUGCAACUUCACACUCAACCGCCGCCACCUAUUCCCUCCCUCAAUCACCUCAACUCCUCCAAUUCUUUACUUUCUGAAGUGUUCUUUCUCCAUAUACCGUUUCGCCUUGCAGCUAUAAACCGUACCUAUCGCGCAUCAACUCAAAAUGGCGGAAGUCGAGAUGCCACAGCCCGUCCCGGGUCCUGUCUCCAACGAGAACACUGCGCCAUCAGCAACCGACGGAAUCAAGACUGUCUUCCACGAUGUGAAUAAUUUCAAUGUCAAACACCCUCUUCUGAACGCAUGGAGUCUCUGGUUCACCAAGCCACCUUCCUCCAAGGGUGAUAACUGGAACGACUUGCUCAAAGAAGUUAUUACCUUCGAUACCGUUGAGGAGUUUUGGGGUGUCUACAACAACAUCACCGCCUGCUCCGACCUCAGUCUCAAGUCAGACUAUCAUCUCUUCAAGAAAGGAGUAAGACCAGAGUGGGAAGACCCACAGAACAAACACGGCGGCAAAUGGUCAUACCAGUUCAAGGACAAGAAGCUGAUCAACAUCGACGAGCUUUGGCUCCAUACUCAGCUGGCUGCAAUUGGCGAGACUCUCGAAGAUGAGGGAGACAACGAGAUCAUGGGCGUUGUGGUGAAUGUUCGAAAGGGAUUUUACAGAAUUGGAUUGUGGACACGGACGACUGGCAAGUCUGGUGGCAAGGACACACUGAUGAAAAUUGGUCAAAGAUUCAAGGAAGUCCUGCAACUUGGCCCCAGCGAUGUGCUUGAAUUCAGUGGUCAUACGGAUGCCGCUCAUGCUGGCAGCACCAGAGCCAAAGCUAAGUACACUGUCUAAGUGAACACUGGAUUAUUCGUCG
Messenger RNA from Exophiala viscosa, 970 nucleotides. RefSeq names its product translation initiation factor eIF-4E. Gene Ontology annotation, biological process: translational initiation. Gene Ontology annotation, cellular component: cytoplasm; eukaryotic translation initiation factor 4F complex. Bases 268 to 948 code for a protein of 226 amino acids. Gene Ontology annotation, molecular function: RNA 7-methylguanosine cap binding; translation initiation factor activity. Lineage: Eukaryota; Fungi; Ascomycota; Eurotiomycetes; Chaetothyriales; Herpotrichiellaceae. The record is from RefSeq and is a predicted model, not a curated record. The transcript has 3 exons.